AUGGCGAAUGACCGGACCCAGUCGGCUCAGGUCAAGAAGAACAACCGCGCCGAGGAAUGGCUCAAGAACGCGGUCAAAGACAAGCAUGUCCGGCUGAUCCCCUUUUCAGAAAUCAGCAAAGUCAAGUACAAUGUCGCUAAGGGUGGGUCGGGCACCAUCCAUCUGGGCGCUUGGCGUAAUAUGCACGUUGCCAUUAAGGAGCAGCACAAUACCAACGACCUUAUCAAAGAGCUCAAGAUGCACAAACAGGUUCACGAUUCCAACUAUAUCGUCAAGUUCUUUGGCAUCACUAAACACCCGCUUACCCAUGACACCUGCAUCGUUAUGCAGUUUGCAGAGAAUGGCUGUCUACAGGACUAUCUCGAGACCCAGAACGUCGCCAUCUCCUGGCUGACCAAGUACCGACUCGCCUGGGAGGUUGCUAGCGGACUCGACUUCAUCCAUCGCGAAAACAUUUUCCACACCGACCUUCACUCUCGCAACAUCCUCAUCGACACUGGCGGAAAGGCCCUGAUCACCGACUUUGGACUCAGCAAGUCUGUCAACAAAACCAUCUAUACCACCAAGGCCGGUCUCUUUGGCGUCGUGCCCUAUGUCGCUCCCGAGCGGAUGCAGAACCCCUCGAUCACAUAUACAGCCAAGUGCGACAUCUACAGUCUGGGCGUCAUCCUCUGGGAGCUCUCUAGUUGCGUGAUUCCUUUUGAGGCGCAACUGCAGGAUGUCAUGUUGGCCGUCAACAUUAUUGCGGGAGUUCGUGAGAAGACUAUACCAGGAACUGCUGUUGAGUACGAGAUGCUCUACAGGCGCUGCUGGGACGGACUGCCCCAGAAUAGACCCCAGAUGGACAUUGUUCUGUCAGAGUUGGUCGAGCUCCUAGCCGCAGAACAAAUCAACCCACGACCUGCAGCCACGAGACCACGCUCACCCAAGCCAACUCGCCCAUUGUCUAGUGACUCGAUGGUCGCCCCUAGUCUGCCAUUUGCGUACGAAACCGAAGCCAGCCAGCCUCCUUCACUAGAGAACACCCAUCAUGUUGGUCCCGGCUCUCCCUCGCGAGCAUUAACUCGGCAAUCCUUGGGAAAGGCUUCCAUGGUCGGAGUGCCGUCUGUUCCGAUUCGACAGGACCGCACUGGCGCUACAAGGGUCUCUUUUCACGAGCCACAUCCCAGAGACAACUCGCAAGUUAACGGUACCAAGCCUCCGGGUCCAGCCCAAUUAGAUGCAAACAACAGGAAUGGGGCUGUCAAGGCGACUCCACUUGCGAUCAAAAAGGGCGCGGCGACGAAUGCACAGGCAGAGGCACAUACUACUGACGCCAUGGAUAGUCCUAUUCUACCCAACGGCCACGCUGUUUCUGAGAUAACGAAACCACCACAACCCUCCAACACGACUCCAGAGCAAGGAAAGGACAAGGAGCAAAAGGGGCAGAAGAGCAAGGAACAGAAACUAGCCGAGUCAUCCGGAGGAACAGCCCUGUCAACAUCAGACGCAGGUUCAAAGCCGGUUGGAUCGAUCCUCGAGCUUUUGCCUCCCUUGCCAGAGUUCCACCAGCUCUCGUUCUCGCCCAACUCUUCUGGCAGCAACGAUGGACAUUCCCUUACUCCUGCACCUCCGCCACCAACACCGUCGUUCACCCAAGAGCCAUCUCUCAACAAGUUGCCCGGGGAUGCAGUCCUGGCCCUGGCCCGUGGGCUGCCCAUGUUUGAUGUCGUCAGUAAGCUGCCCCAAGCCUCUUUCAAGAAUAUCUCUACCAUCUCGCCACCACCCAGUGGCGCGCCCCCACCACCUCCAGGAGCCGUGGCUGGUCACUCCAACACGCCCAGAGUCAUUUCACCGCCGCAUCAUCGGAACACUCCCAGGGCAUCCAAGACCAUCUCGCCUCCUGCUGGUGCCCCUCCACCAAGGAGUAUUCCCUCACCGUCUCUCGGUCCAGGGGUUCCAAGACCUCCUCCAGGCCCUCCACCAACUCCAAAGCUUGGACCUGCGUCUGGCAAUGGAACAAAUCCAGGACCCGCUGGAGUAAAUGGAACAAACGCAACAGGAAACAGGAAUCCCGUCGAGCCCAUCCAGUACACCCCAUCGACAUCUUACAGUCCAGGACCAGGCAAGAACCCCAAAACUGGUCAACCCAAUGGUUCAAGUAGCCCUUCUAAUGGCAACUCUGAGCAGUCGACCUUGCCACCCGCUGCUUCGACCAAUGCUGAUACCACGCGGCCAACACCUGCACGACAGAUACCGAUGGGUUUCCCUGUUGUGACACCUCUCAGCCCUCCACACUGGACUCGGACGCCAACACCUGUUGCGACUGAGCCUCCAUCGACUGCCUCCCGAGUACCCGCGUCUUUUGCAUCCUCUGGUUCUUCUCCGUCAUCUUCAGCAGGAUCUUCUCCUUCAGGGUCACCAUCGUCCACCUCGCCAUCGACAACCCCUUCUUCUGUAAACGGAUCCCCGCCCACCAACCGACGCGACUUUAGGCCCAUUUCAUAUUUGACACAGAAGCACACGGGACUCCUGGACUUGGUCGAGCAGGUAGAUCAACAACUGCAGGCGCGGCAGCAGCAGCAGCAUCAGCAUCAACAGCACCAGCAACAACAGCCUCAUGUCGAGCCCCCACCCAGAAGGAAUGGCGACAACACCUAUGUCCCCAACCCCAACAAUAACAUCAUCCCACCAAGUCAGCUCCUCAUGCAGCGAGCACAGAGCCCAGAGCUGAUUCGGCUGGAUAACAAUAUCCUGGGCAGCCCAAGUCUCCGGCCGGCACCGCUGCCUGAGAACGGCAACAGGAUCAUCCGGAGUCCUCACUUGGCACCCCUAAACCGUCCUACAUCUCCUGCGUUUAUGUUGCCUACUUCCAACAGGAAUAAUGACAGGACUGGCGGUCUCUUUGCUGGCGACGCGAAGAACUGGAUGCGCACCCUGAAAAAUCCACCCAGGCGCGACUCGGAAGAGGACGAUGCGCGGUCUGUCAGUGACUACCGGCCACAGCUGCCCUCCAAGGACUCCUCCUCCUCCUCCACAACUACUACAACAGGAACGUCCCUCUCAACCUCGCCCUCGACCCCAACAUCAGCCAACGGCCAUGGUAGCACCCCUUCGUCUCUCCAACCUCGAGUCCAGGCCAACACCUUUUACAGCAUCUCCGACCCGUACAAGGAAAUGAACCACGACGAGCCCACCGACUUUUUCGCGGCCGUCACCCAGUCAGAUCUGGCGACCAUCGAGCGCAUGCUCAAAUCUUUCCCGCACCUUAUCCAUGACUCGAAUGGGUUCUGGCCCCACCCGACUCCGCUCCUUGUCGCAGCCCGGUCCAGGAGGGCGUUAGAGACCAUGAAGGUGCUUUUGCAGCAUGGCGCAGAUCUUGACCGAGGCGAUCAUAAUGGGACCACGGUUCUGCACUAUGUCUGUGAGCAGUACUCGAACCCCGUCGAGGCGAUCCAGUUCUUGGUUCGUGCCGGCGCAGAUCCCAACAGUCGUGAUGCCAAGAAGCGGACGCCCUUGAUUGUCCUCUUGCAGAAUACUCAUUUGGUAGCGACAAAGGUUCUUCUAGAGGCUAUGCUGACGCUGUUUAAGUCUGGAGCCCAGGCGAAUGUGGUUGAGGCCCAGUACCAGCGAUCGGCACUUCAUGUCGCCAUCAUGCACUACCAACCCCCAGCUCCUAAUCAGCAACACCAGCAACAACAGCAGUCUCAUCAGGGCCACGGCGGUCCGGUCAUGGUCGCUGGUGGGAUUCAAAUUGGCAAGGAUCUGGCCCCUGUCCUGGAGCUGCUCCUCAAGCGUGGCGCAGACGUGAAUGCACGGGACACUCGCAAGGCAACCCCGCUCCACGUUCUCCUCGAACGCAUGGACAACGAAGAACUGGUCCAAAUGCUCCUCCUCUACGGCGCCGACCCAGGCAUCCGCACCAACAGACGCAACGCGCUGAUGAUUGCCGCAGAACACCUUCGGGUCAUGUCCGCCUGGUUCCUCCUCGAGAAUGACCUCCUCUCCUCCAACACUGAAUCCAUCAAACGCGCGACCGAACUUUGUUCCAAGGCAGACGGGCCCGACAAGUCUGCAAAACCCCUCCUCAAGAACACGCUCUCGGAUUGGCAGGGUAAAGAGGGCAAACAGCGUCGGAUCCAGCUCGCUCAGGAUUGUGUCCUCCGUGUUCAGCGGACACCCGAUAUGAAGACCAUUGAUCAGACGGCUGCGGCGCUCGAGUUCCUGGAGAGUGUUGGGCAACCGAUUCAUCGCGCCAGUGCUGUUGUGGGUUCUGGUCGAGGAGAUAUUGCUGUUGGUGGGUUUGGCGGCGCUGGAUCUACUGUGGGUGGCGGCGGAGGGUAUGGCGUGAGUAGUAGCAACAAUGCCUAUGGCACUUGA
This is a messenger RNA of Linnemannia hyalina, 4359 nucleotides long. Lineage: Eukaryota; Fungi; Mortierellomycota; Mortierellomycetes; Mortierellales; Mortierellaceae. The record is from the annotation of a GenBank genome assembly.